AUGCCCACCGUCAUCGAGCAAAGCAGUCCAGCCCUCUUUGGAGGAAAUCCCGACGCUCGUCCUCGAGUCUCGUCGCCCCUUGAGGACUCUGGGAGUCUGGAUGCUUACCAGUCCCUAGACCUGACUCCUGUCAUUGGCAGAGAGUACCAUGGUCUCCAAGUCGCCGAAAUCCUGCAAUCUGCCAAGCGCGACCAGCUGAUUCAGGACCUCGCAGUCACCAUCUCUUCACGCGGAGUGGUGUUCCUACGUGACCAGGAUGUGACACCGCAGCAAAUGCGGGAGUUCAUGGAGGACUUGACCCGGUUAGCAGGCUGCCCGGAAUCAUCAGGUCUCCAUGUCCAUCCCCUCACAGAGGAAGGGAGCGAGCUGGGCGACCAGAUCAGUGUCAUCAGCAGCGAGAAGCAAAAGAAGGGCGGCGGUCUUACACACCAGCUCAGCGACGUGAGUAGAUUCGCGUCCGCAGGCUGGCACACAGACAUCAGUUUCGAGCGCGUCCCGUCAGACUACGCCAUGCUCAAGAUCCACACUCUUCCUGAAACAGGAGGGGAUACGCUAUGGGCGUCCGGUUACGAGAUUUACGACCGCCUGUCGCCUGAGAUGGCGUCCUUCCUAGAGCGCCUGACGGCGACCCAUGAUGCUACUUUCUUCCAUGAGGAGGCGCGACGACUGGGAAACCCGCUGCGGAAGGGGAUCCGUGGAUCACCGCUGAAUCAUGGCGACGAGCUCACAUCCAUCCAUCCUGUCAUUCGGACGAACCCCGUUACCGGGUGGAAAUCAGUAUACGUGAACAAAGGCUUUACCAAGCGCAUCAACGGAGUAACAAAAGACGAGUCGGAUGUGCUUCUGCACUAUCUCUUCAACCUUCUCACACAAAACCACGACGCUCAAAUCCGCUUCAAAUGGAGGAAGAACGAUAUGGCUAUCUGGGACAACCGGUCAACCUGGCAUUGUGCGACAUACGACUACGCAGAGGCUCGCAGCGGCGAUAGACCACUCUUAAAUAUUAUGUCUUCCGGCCACCAAUUAUCGGAUACUGUUAUUUUUCACCCCAAAGCUCCACCUCCGCCUACACCGCAAAUUGAAGACAUUCGCUCACACAAGCACGAUGCGGACCUACGCAAGUCCUUGUUGGAGGCUCUCAAUAAGAUUCCCGAUGAACUAAGCGCCGUAUUGCCGGAUCUCGUGCUAUGGGACGAACAAGGCCUGAAACUCUUCGAGGAUGUCACACAAUGCUCUUCCUACUACCUAACGAGAGAGGAAAUUGAGCUCCUCACAAAACAUAGAUCGCAAAUCGCCGCCCACAUCAAGCCAAGAAGCAUGAUCGUAGAGUUAGGGAGUGGAAAUCUACGCAAGACCAAAAUCCUCCUCGAUGCGCUUGAAGAACUUGCCCGCCCGGUCGAUUACUACGCCCUCGAUGUCUCCCACCCCGAGCUCCAGCGUACCCUCGGUCCGUUAGUACGUCAGUAUAAGCAUGUGCGGUGCUCCGGGCUACUAGGAACAUACAGUGAUGCCCUCGAAUGGUUACAGAGCCCGCCGAACAAGAAUCGGCAAAAGACAAUAUUGCAUCUUGGGUCGACACUGGGAAAUCUCGACAGGAAAGAUGCAGCGAAGUUCCUGUUCGACUUCGGUCACAUCCCUAAUUCCUCCAUCCUGCUUGGCUUGGACGGCUGCAAGGAUGAGCAAAGGGCCAAGCAAGCAUAUAAUGAUCCGGAGGGGCGAAAUCACAAGUUUAUCAUGAACGGACUCGUAUCCGCCAACAAAAUCCUAGGAGGGGAUAUUUUUGACCUUAAAAACUGGGUUGUUGACCGCGACUGGGAUGAUCAGGAAGGGGUACACUAUCAAUACUACUGCCCCUCUGGUGUGACAUCUUUAAAUGGAGUACGCACCGAGACUUAUAACAGGCUGUACGCUGCCCGUAGCCACAAGUAUGAUGAUGAAGAUCUGGAACACCUGUGCAAGGACGCCUCUCUAAUCAGGUCAGACUCCUGGAAAUCUGACAACAUGUAUCAUCUUCUUUACCUAACCAUCGACUGGGUAAAGGUUUAUUAA
Molecule: messenger RNA, 2049 nt
Organism: Aspergillus versicolor CBS 583.65
Lineage: Eukaryota; Fungi; Ascomycota; Eurotiomycetes; Eurotiales; Aspergillaceae
Exons: 8
Coding region: 1-2049 (682 amino acids)
Cellular component (GO): cytoplasm
Molecular function (GO): 2-oxoglutarate-dependent dioxygenase activity
Source: RefSeq, a predicted model, not a curated record